This is a messenger RNA of Oncorhynchus masou masou (cherry salmon), 4748 nucleotides long. Its product is annotated as NLR family CARD domain-containing protein 3-like. The record is from RefSeq and is a predicted model, not a curated record. Gene Ontology annotation, molecular function: protein binding. Gene Ontology annotation, biological process: intracellular signal transduction. Lineage: Eukaryota; Metazoa; Chordata; Actinopteri; Salmoniformes; Salmonidae.
GCUGAAACAGAAAGUAAAGUUGUUCUUUUGUUCAGGAUCCAUUUUGAGACGACAGAGCAGAAAACACUAUAUGAAGAUUAUUGAAAAAUAAAGGGUCAGUGCUCUAAAAUGAGUCUCUCUGGGGAGAGAGGGGAGGGGGGCCCUGCCUCUAAAAUGCAUCUCUCUGGGGGACAUGACACCAAAGCUAAGAGCCCAAUCAAGCAGGAGAGACCAGCCUCCCCUGUUCCCAGCUGUGUGUCCAUGAAGAGUGACCGGUCUAUUAGUCAACCUCUAAACUUAAGAGAGGGAGACUUUUCUACUGAACAAAGUCCAAUCCAGCAGGAGAGACCAGCCUCCCCUGUUCCUAGCUGUGUGUCCAUGAAGAGUGACCGGUCUAUGAAACCUCCUCUAACCUUUAGAGAGGGAGACUUUUCUACUGAACAAAGAAACCAACAGGAGAGAUCAGAGUCAGAGAUUCUCAGUGGUCAGUCUUCCCAGAGUCAUCAAACAGACCUGGCCUCCAUAUUCAGUUUGCUCGAAGAGAAAAUUAUGACAUUUAUGAAGAACGAGCUGAAGAUGUUCAAGAGGAUUCUUAGUCCAGAACUCCCAGAAGGCUUUGAGAGUCAGAAGCAGGAUAAGGAAGUGGUGGAUGCUGAAGAUGAGAAGCAGGAGAGCAGUGCCAGAGAGGGGGCUCUGAAGAUCACACUGCACAUCCUGAGGAAAAUGAACCAGAAGGAGCUUGCUGACACACUGGAUAAAUAUUCAGAUGAUCCUGCUGUGAUUUGCCAACGUGAACUCAAAUCAAAUCUAAAGAAGAAGUUUCAAUGUGUAUUUGAGGGGAUCGCUAAACAAGGAAACCCAACACUUCUCAAUAGGAUCUACACAGAGCUCUACAUCACAGAGGGUGGAACAGGAGAGGUCAAUAAUGAACAUGAGCUGAGACAGAUUGAGACAACAACCAGGAAACAAGCAAGACCAGAGACUGCAAUCAAAUGUAACGACAUCUUCAAACCCUUAACUGGACAAGACAAACCUAUCAGAACUGUGCUGACAAAGGGAGUCGCUGGCAUUGGAAAAACAGUCUCUGUGCAGAAGUUCAUUCUGGAUUGGGCUGAAGGAAAAGCUAAUCAGGAUGUCCAAUUUGUAUUUUCAUUCCCUUUCCGGGAGCUGAAUUUGAUGAAAGAGGACAACUACACUUUCAUUGAACUUCUCAAUCACUUCUCAAUGGAAACUAAAGAUUCAAGAAUCUCCAACUACAACAAGUACAAAGUUCUGUUCAUCUUUGAUGGUCUGGAUGAGUGCCGACUGCCCCUAGACUUCCAGAAGAACAAGAUCUGUUGGGACGUCACAGAGUCAACCUCAGUGGAUGUUCUGCUGACAAAUCUCAUCAAGGGAAAUCUGCUUCCCUCUGCUCUCAUCUGGAUAACUACCCGACCUGCAGCAGCCAAUAAGAUCCCUUCAGGGUGUGUUGACCAGGUGGCAGAGGUACCAGGGUUCAAUGACCCACAGAAGGAGGAGUACUUCAGGAAGAGAUUCAGUGAUGAGGACCUGGCCAGCAGAAUCAUCUCACACAUAAAGACAUCAAGGAGCCUCCACAUCAUGUGCCACAUUCCAGUCUUCUGUUGGAUUUCUGCAACAGUCCUUGAACACAUGCUGGAACAUAAGAGAGAAGAGAUGCCCAAGACUCUGACUGAGAUGUACACACACCUUGUGGAGUUUCAUACCAAACAGAAGAAUGAAAAGUAUCUUGGGAAAGAAGAGACAGAUCCACACUGGAAUAAAGAAAACAUUCUGUCACUGGGAAAACUGGCUUUUCAACAGCUUGUGAAGGGCAAUCUGAUUUUCUAUGAAGAAGACCUGAAAGAGUCUGGCAUUGAUGUCAAUGAAGCCUCAGUGUACUCAGGAUUGUGCACACAGCUCUUUAAAGAGGAACGUGGGCUGUACCAGUACAAGGUGUACUGCUUUGUUCAUCUGAGCAUUCAGGAGUUUCUGGCUGCUGUAUAUGUGUUCCUCUCAUUCAUCAACAACAAUGAGAAUCUAAUGGACAAACUGCAAACAAAAGACAAGUCUGUAGUUACUUUCUACAAGAGUGCUGUGGACAAAGCCUUACAAAGUGAGACAGGAAACCUGGACCUUUUCCUCCGCUUCCUUCUUGGCCUCUCACUGGAGUCCAAUCAGAAGCACUUACGAGGUCUACUGACAAAGACAAGAAGCAGGUCAAAGACCCAUGAAGAAACAGUCAAGUACAUCAAGGAGAGGAUCAGGGAGAAUCCCUCUCCAGAGAGGAGCAUCAAUCUGUUCCACUGUCUGAAUGAACUGAAUGACCAUUCUCUAGUGGAGGAGAUCCAAAGCUACCUGAGAUCAGGAAGUCUCUCAAAACCCAACCUGUCACCUGCACAGUGGUCAGCUCUGGUCUUUGUGUUGCUGACUUCAGAAAAGGAGCUGGAUGUGUUUGACCUGAAGAAAUACUCCAGAUCAGAGGAAGGUCUUCUGAGGCUGCUGCCAGUGGUCAAAGCCUCCAGAGCUGUUCUUCAUGAUGAUCUCUUUGUCAGGCUGUCAGGCUGUGGAGUCACAGAGGAAGGCUGUGCUUCUCUGGUCUCAGCUCUGGAGUCAAACCCCUCACACCUGAGAGAGCUGGAUCUGAGUAACAAUGACCUGAAGGAUUCAGGAGUGGAGCUGCUCUCUGCUGGACUGGGGAAUCCCCACUGUCCUCUGUUAUUGGUAAUGGUGAGAGUCACAGAGGAAGGCUGUGCUUCUCUGGUCUCAGCUCUGGAGUCAAACCCCUCACACCUGAGAGAGCUGCAUCUGAGUAACAACGACCUGAAGGAUUCAGGAGUGAAGCUGCUCUCUGCUGGACUGGGGAAUCCCCACUGUCAACUGGAGACUCUGAGGCUGUCAGGCUGUCUAGUCACAGAGGAAGGCUGUGCUUCUCUGGUCUCAGCUCUGAGGUCAAACCCCUCACACCUGAGAGAGCUGGAUCUGAGUAACAAUGACCUGAAGGAUUCAGGAGUGAAGCUGCUCUCUGCUGGACUGGAGAAUCCCCACUGUAAACUGGAGACUCUGAGGCUGUCACGCUGUCUAGUCACAGAGGAAGGCUGUGCUUCUCUGGUCUCAGCUCUGAGGUCAAACCCCUCACACCUGAGAGAGCUGGACCUGAGCUACAAUCACCCAGGAGACUCAGGAGUCAGACUGCUCUCUGCUGGACUGGAGGAUCCACACUGCAGACUGGAGAAACUCAAUGUGGAACAUGGUGGAGAGUACACAAUGAAACCUGGGAUUAGAAAAUAUGUCUGUGAUCUCACACUGGACCCAAACACAGUAAACAGACGCCUCUCUCUGACUGAGGGGAACAGAAAGGUGACAUGUAGGAGAGAGGAGCAGCCGUAUCCUGAUCACCCAGAGAGAUUUGAGGACUGUGAACAGGUGCUGUGUAGAGAGGGUCUGACUGGGUGCUGUUACUGGGAGGUAGAGUGGAGUGGGAGAAGAGCUGAUAUAGGAGUGACAUAUAAAGGAAUCAACAGGAGAGGAAGGGGUGAUGAAUGUUGGCUUGGAUACAAUGACAAGUCCUGGAGUCUGUUCUGCUCUGACAACAGUUACGCUGCCUGGCACAAUAGUAACGACACUACCAUAGACGUCCGCCCUAGCUCCCACAGGGUAGGAGUGUAUCUGGACUGGCCAGCCGGUACUCUGUCCUUCUAUAGAGCCUCCUCUGACACACUGACCCACCUGUACACAUUCACCUCCACAUUCACUGAGCCCCUCUAUCCAGGGUUUGGGGUUUAUAAUGUUGACUCCUCAGUGUCCCUGUGUCAGAGACACUGACACACACUGGACACACACACACUGGACACACACACACACACACACACACACACACACACACUGGACACACACACACACACUGGACACACACACACACACUGGACACACACACACACACACGGUCUCCAUGUGUUUGAUUAUAUAAUUUACUGUGUUAAUAAAUGAGGAGAGUUUACAAACCACACACAACCUCAUCUUUUAAUAAUAUGAGCUUCAUCCCUGUGACUCUCAAAUCAAUUCAGUGUUUAUUAAUGAGAGUGUUUAGAAAAUAAUAUUUAGUAUCUUUUAUAGCCAAGAUACACCCCUCUCAACUCACAUGACGAACCACAGAUCUUAGGAUCUUCACAAAGGUACCAAAACAUCACCUUAACAGAUACAUUCACAUUGGAAGACAAUGUUCAAUUCUGACUUCUCCCUUUCUGAUAUUUUCUGAUCUGACCUCUCCCCUCUCUGGGCCCCAAGUGACUUUCCCUAACCUCUUGGAACUCUAGGGGCAGUAUUUCAUUUUUGGAUGAAAAAAACGUUCCCAUUUUAAACAAGAUAUUUUGUCACGAAAAGAUGCUCGACUAUGCAUAUAAUUGACAGCUUUGGAAAGAAAACACUCGGACGUUUCCAAAACUGCAAAGAUAUUAUCUGUGAGUGCCACAGAACUGAUGCUACAGGCGAAACCAAGAUGAAACUUCAAACAGGAAAUGAGCAACAUUUUUGAGGCGCUGUUUUCCAAUGUCUCCUUAUAUGGCUGUGAAUGCGCCCUGAACAAGCCUACACGUUCUGCCGUUUCCCCAAGGUGUCUGUAGCAUUGUGACGUAUUUGAAGGCAUAUCAUUGGAAGAUUGACCAUAAGAGACCACAUUUACCAGGUGUCCGCCCGGUGUCCUGCGUCGAAAUUGGUGCGCAAUCUUCAGCUGCAAGUCUUCUUCCAUGUGAUUUCAGAGGAGAAAGCAGACU